UCCUACUAUUUUGUUUAAAAUGCUUUAAAUUUGGUUUUUGGAGAUGCUCCACUAUAAUUUAUAACUACACAGAAGCCUAUUGAUCAAGAUAAUCCUCUCAGUGAAUCAAUGGCACUUUAUCUUGUGAUGAAGUUCAUAAGAUCCCCAAAUUUUCAUUUUCAAACUGGAGUGAUAUAUGGAUAUUUGAGUCCAUAAGUUUUUAUUCGCAUAUAGUGCCAUUGUGCCUAUUUUAGAUUUGUGUCAAGGUCUUGCACCACAUACAUCCAAUACAAUCUCCAAAGUUCAUUUCAUGGUCUUAAACCUGCCUUGCCGAUUCGUCAUGCACAAGCAUUGGUUGGGUCGACGACUGUGGAAAUUUACAUCUUAGCAGAGCUUACAAGAUGAAGGGAACGAUAUUUAGCCGAUGAAGCCUUGGAUGAUGGCUUGGUUUCCUGACCUCACUCACUCAAAGAGUCGUUCUGUUAUUACAGAGUGAGAUAUUUACACAUGGAUUCCCUAUCUACAAUCAAAAUAAAUGAGAAAUCAUUUGAAUCCAUGCCCAAUGCUACAGAAACCGCCAUUGAAGAUGUUGAAAUCAGCAUUUUUGAUGCUGAGAAGUAUUUCAACGAAGAACUGAACGACCUCAAAAGAGCAGUCGAGAAGAAGCAGCCUGAAUCUCAUGAUCCACUUUCUUCUCCGGCGGAGAAAUCCGUACGCGCGGCCACGUCAUCGGAAGCCAGCUGGAACAGCCAAACCGCGCUCACCGCCGCGGCGCGCCACCGCGCGAGCAAAACGUGGUUCGCCGCUAAGAAGUGGUUUCUGAGGAGAAGGAGAUGCUGCUGCGAUGGCGAAUCGAUUCGAGUGAAGGAGGUGAUCGGCUCCGAUUCCGAUCACAUUAGGCCGAUUGUGGUGAUGGAUUCAGUCAAAAGCAGCUGCAACAGAAACUCCAAAACGGUGCAUGCAGCAGAUCACAGCUACGAGCUGCAAAACGACGUCGUUGAGAUCCAUCGAAUUAGGGCUACGGAGGCGGCGCCAGGUCAGCAGCGGAUACUGGCGACGGGGAGGCCAUUCAUCAACGCCACCGUCGGUUUCACUUUCCCCAUCCUCAGCUCCGUCGCUGCCGCUAAGGACGACGACGUCGGAAGCGAUGCGAGCUCGGAUUUAUUCGAGAUUGAAGCGUUUUCUACUCAAACGGCGUCGUCUUGUCCGAUCCAAUCCUUGUGUGAUUCGGUUGAUGGAAAUUCAAACGGCGAUAGAAAAUCAGCGGCGGCGAACGGACUCCACCGCAGCCGGCUGAGCGUUUCGGCUAGCGAGUGUCGUCCCACCGGUGGGGAAUCGGAGGAGGCGGAGGGCGGUGAAGGAAGGAGGAAGAGUGACGGUGGGGAGGGAACGCCUUUGAUUCCGUUGGGUGCGUGUGAGAGGCCGGGGCCGGGGAGCUCUCGAUCGCCGCCGUUGGUGGCGGCGGGUGGAUGAUGAUGCGGCGGGCAUGAGUGGAAGAGGAGUAUUUGAAUGAUUUGUAAGUUGUAACUUAAGUGGGAAUUUAGAGUGGUUUAAUAUAAUCAAUGAAAUUACAAUAAUUUAAAGGUGUUUUGAACAACGUAUCUAUUGCUGUGAACUAAAGAUCAAAUCGAAAAUUUUGUUUUGGUUUGAUUGAUUUAUAUAAUUUUGUUAGUUUUUCUAU
Molecule: messenger RNA, 1660 nt
Organism: Salvia hispanica
Lineage: Eukaryota; Viridiplantae; Streptophyta; Magnoliopsida; Lamiales; Lamiaceae
Biological process (GO): phototropism
Source: RefSeq, a predicted model, not a curated record